This is a messenger RNA of Macaca mulatta (Rhesus monkey), 939 nucleotides long. It is a transcript of the gene OR1F1, whose product is annotated as olfactory receptor, family 1, subfamily F, member 1. Gene Ontology annotation, biological process: G protein-coupled receptor signaling pathway. Lineage: Eukaryota; Metazoa; Chordata; Mammalia; Primates; Cercopithecidae. Gene Ontology annotation, cellular component: membrane. Gene Ontology annotation, molecular function: olfactory receptor activity; G protein-coupled receptor activity. The record is from RefSeq and is marked inferred.
AUGAGCGGGACAAACCAGUCGAGCGUCUCCGAGUUCCUCCUCCUGGGACUCUCCAGGCAGCCCCAGCAGCAGCAUCUCCUCUUUGUGCUUUUCCUGAGUAUGUACCUGGCCACCAUCCUGGGGAACCUGCUCAUCAUCCUGGCUGUCAGCACAGACUCCUGCCUGCACACUCCUAUGUACUUCUUCCUCAGCAACCUGUCCUUUGUGGACGUCUGCUUCUCCUCCACCACCAUCCCCAAGAUGCUGGCCAAUCACAUACUCGGGACUCAGACCAUCUCCUUCUCUGGCUGUCUCACGCAGAUGUAUUUCGUUUUCAUGUUUGUGGACAUGGACAAUUUCCUCCUGGCUGUGAUGGCCUAUGACCGCUUUGUCGCUGUGUGCUACCCCUUACAUUACACAGCAAAGAUGACCCAUCAGCUCUGUGCCCUGAUGGUUGCUGGAUCGUGGGUGGCUGCCAACCUGAAUGUCCUUCUGCACACCCUGCUGAUGGCUCGACUCUCAUUCUGUGCAAACAAUGCCAUCCCUCACUUCUUCUGCGAUGUGACUCCCCUCCUGAAACUCUCCUGCUCGAACACACACCUCAAUGAGGUCAUAAUCCUUAGUGAGGGUGCCCUGGUCAUGAUCACCCCAUUUCUUUGCAUCCUGGCUUCCUAUAUGCACAUCGCCUGCACUGUCCUGAGGGUCCCAUCCACAAAGGGAAAGUGGAAAGCCUUCUCCACCUGUGGCUCUCACCUGGCUGUGGUUUUCCUCUUCUAUGGCACCAUCAUUGCUGUGUAUUUUAAUCCUUUGUCCUCCCACUCAGCUGAGAAAGACACUAUAGCUACCGUGUUGUAUACAGUGGUGACCCCCAUGCUAAACCCUUUUAUCUACAGCCUGAGGAACAGGUCCUUGAAAGGGGCUUUGAAAAAAGUAGUUGGCAGGGUGGUGUUUUCUGUCUGA